AUGACAAUGAAGAAGUCUGAUGAAUGUAACAAUACGUCAGGGCAAAAGCGACCGUACAGGCCGGUAGUCAUUGUACAUGGACUGAUGACUGGUGAUGUCAGCACAAUGCAGCAUCUGGCUGCUCGUAUAGCUGAAUUACAUCCAGGCACCAAAACAUAUGUCAUAGACAGGUUCUGUGGUUUGGCUAGUUUGGAACCACUGUGGCGACAGACAAGAAAGUUAGCUGAUGACCUAUUAAAAAUAUGUUCGUUGCAUCCAGAGGGUGUGCAUGUCAUAGGAUACUCACAAGGCGGACUCAUAGCAAGAGGCAUGAUAGAAGAGUAUGGUACUGAGCACAAUGUCAGGACAUUUGUAUCACUUAGCUCGCCGCAAGGAGGCCAGUAUGGUGCCGAGUGUUUCACAAAAAUGUUUCCUGCACUGACAGCGCGCACGGCAUAUGAGUUGUUCUACACACGCUUGGGUCAACGGGCACUGUCUGUGGCCAACUUUUGGUAUGAUCCCAGACAUAGGGACCUAUACCUUAAAUACAGUGUGUAUCUUGCGGUCAUUGAUAAUGUUAAACAACAAGAAUCGAGUGGUCUUCAUUUACAACAGACUGAAAAUGGUAAUAGUUUAAAAACGAUGAUGGGCAAUAUGUCUACUGCAGUAACUAGUAGCACUACAACUGCAGCAGAGACUAAUGAUGACACUCAACAAAUUAUUGAAGCACGUGUUGCUGUAGCAAUAGCAGCAGUUUCCGCUGCCACUGUCAAAAUUUCUGAAAGCCAUAACGACAAAAACAGUGAUGCUCACAGUGUAAUAACAGAUGUAGAUAAACUUAUGGCUAUAGUCUCAGCCCACGAUAACAACUAUGAAGAAAAUGAUAAUGAUAAUAUUAACCCCAACGUCAAGAAACUUGGCCUGACUCGACUGCAGCGGCUGGUAUUGAUUGGUGGGCCUGACGAUGGGGUUAUUUCACCUUGGCAAUCCAGUCAAUUUGCCAUACUGGAUAGUUCUGGUGGACUGAUACCAAUGCGGGAGCGACGACAAGAUGACGUGUACAGCGAUAACGACCCAAUUGGAUUACAUCAGCUAGACAUGACGGAUCGAUUGGUGGAGUACACUGUGCCGGGAGUCAGUCAUCACGAGUGGCACCAUAAUGAAAAGGUACUACGUGAGUGCAUAAUUGGAUGGUUAGACUAG
Macrosiphum euphorbiae (potato aphid) is the source of this 1182-nucleotide messenger RNA. The record is from the annotation of a GenBank genome assembly. NCBI's taxonomy places the organism in Eukaryota, Metazoa, Arthropoda, Insecta, Hemiptera, Aphididae.